AUGUCGCCUCUCCACCCUUCGACCUUCCUCGCCGCAGCGGCCCCAGCGACGCCGGGUCUCUCGCACGUCACGCGACUCACUGCCAGCACCUUCGUCCGCACGCACGAGACGGUACGCCAGCAGAAAGCCGACCGCUCAUUCGCGCUCGCCUACCAGUACAUCAUCGUCGCCAUAAUCGCACUCUUGACCAUCCGAAACAUCGCACGGGUUAUCGCGCGGCGGAACAGGGCAUGGAGGCUGGUCCUCCAGAAGCUCAAUUCGCUGCAGAUGGAGAAGCUGGGCGAGCAGAAGGAGGCGUACGAGCCGCUGGGACACCGGGCGACGUGGUCGGCUAAGAUGGACGCGAUUGUCUUCCUCCCGUUGCGGUCGCGCUGGGCGUGCGGCCUCGAGAACCCCCUCCAAGUCUUCCUCGUCCUCGCCUCGAUCGCACUCAACGUCGGCUUCGUCCUCGCCAUCACUCUCGAGUACAACGGACCGCAGAACAGCACCUGGAACACCAUCCACAUUGUCGCCCUUCGAUGCGGAUGGAUGUCGAUGGCCCAGUCGCCAUCCGUCAUCGCGCUGACUGGUCGGAACAGCCUCGUGCGGUUCUUGACAGGCAUCGACGAGCAGCACUUGCGGUUCUGCCACAAGUUGCUUGCGGCGUGGAUGGCGCUGCUUGGCGUUGUGCACACGAUCGAUGCGACUUGCGCGCAACUCGUUUGGUUCGGCGGGAAUGGCGUCGGUAGCCUGUGGCUGCACAACUACCUCGGGCGGACUGGCAUCGCCAUGAUCGUCGGCCUCAUCCUCCUCUGCGUCUUCUCCCUCCGCCCCAUCCGCAUGCGUUUCUACGAGACCUUCCUCGUCGCGCACGUCACGGGCGUCAUCCUCGUCCUCGUCGGCAUCAUCUACCACGUCCCCUCCCUCCGCGUCUGGCUCUACGUCCCCCUCGGUUUCUGGAUCUUCGAACGCGUCAUGCGACUCGUCCAGACUUGUUCCCUCAGUCUCCUCCUUCAGCUCAAGUUCAGGUCGCCGCUUGUCAAGGCGAGUGCGACGCUGAUUGAAGGAGCAGUCGUGUUGAGGGUGCCGUUCAAGGGAGAGUGGCAGGCCGGCCAACACUGCUUCCUGCACUUCCUCGACCCAUCCUUCGCCUCUACCCCGACGGUUUGGUUCCAGUCGCACCCGUUCUCAAUCGCCAACGUCCCGACCUGCACCGCAGCCUACGACAACGGCCACCACGACAUGCUCUUCGUCAUGCGUACGCGGAAGGGCAUGACCAAGGUCCUUGCCGACCGGCUUGCGAAGAGCCCGACCGGAACGGCGGAUCUGUGGUGCACCGUGGAAGGACCGUAUGGCGGCGCGACGGACACGGAGCAGUUCCAUGAGAUCCUGCUUGUUGCCGGCGGAGCUGGCAUCUCGCAUGUCAUGAGUAUGCUCGCCGACAUACUUUACAAGGCUCGCAAUUCAUACUCGCGCGCGACGAGGGUGCGAGUCCUCUGGACGGUGCAGAACGUGGAGCAAAGUGUCUGGACGCUGCGCGAGCUGCUGAACUCCGCCAAGACGGCUUACGAAGCAGGUGUCGAGCUGCAAGUCGAGCUCUACGUGACUCGAGGGAUGCAGACGCCUUCUCCUCAAACCGUCGACUUGCUCUACAAGGAGCUCCCGCAGCCGCCUCGACCAACCCUCGAACAGCGCCGCGCCUCCGUCGCCUCGAUGAACUCGUGGCACGAAAGCCCGAUCGUCGACGCUCUCACCAUCCUUCCCGGCCGACCACGGAUCGACCACAUCGUCCCUCGCUUCGUCUCCAACGCGCAGGGCAAGACGCUGGUCGUCACCUGCGGCCCGACUGCAAUGGCGCAAGCGGUGCGAUGGGAGGUGACGAAGCUGUUCUCGGCUUAUCCUGUCUCGCUUGAGGUCGCGCUCUUCGAGUGCUAG
This is a messenger RNA of Rhodotorula toruloides NP11, 1914 nucleotides long. RefSeq names its product ferric-chelate reductase. Bases 1 to 1914 code for a protein of 637 amino acids. The transcript is spliced from 5 exons. Gene Ontology annotation, molecular function: ferric-chelate reductase activity. NCBI's taxonomy places the organism in Eukaryota, Fungi, Basidiomycota, Microbotryomycetes, Sporidiobolales, Sporidiobolaceae. The record is from RefSeq and is a predicted model, not a curated record. Gene Ontology annotation, biological process: intracellular iron ion homeostasis; iron ion transport; copper ion import. Gene Ontology annotation, cellular component: plasma membrane.